AUGCGUCUGGAGAAACCAAGCGAAGGUAAACCGACUCACAACCAUGUUGACCGCUAUGUUCGAGCACCGACCGACGGUGCCUCGCCCCCGCCAUCAGAAGACUUACACCAUCCCGACUCCAUCAAGGUUCAGAUGCAAACCGAUAACAGCCAUCCACAGCGCGAAGCCAUGCCACACAACACAUACGUCUGGCCGUCCUGGACACAGGAAGAGCUUUCGACUGCUGGUGCGGGACCUUCAGGGUCCCAAUCAAACAACGCUGAGCAAGAGCUCAACGUCAUUCCGGCAGGCGCGUAUGUUGCGCGCAACCGCGAGGGACGCCAUGUCUCCCAAGACAUAGCUGGCUACAGUCAGCCCUAUGAUGCGCGCCUGCGCCUCAGAUCGUGCGAGGCGGGCUCGCUGCUCCCUGUCAUGUCUGCCCACCCCGACCCGUCGUUCUUCACCUCCCCCUUCCAGUUCCCCGCGACAAUCCCCUUCGCCCUACCAACAUGGGCAUCCACAUCGACGCCGGUACCGCAUGCGCGCGCACUGACUCCCACGUCCGUCCCUGACGUACAGAAAGGGUCGCUCAGCCCCUCCCCAGAAGGACUCCCAUUCCCCGUCAUCCCUGCCGCACCUCUCAACACCGCCGCACCCGUCACCCCUGCUGCGCCGGAUAUCGUCAUCUUCACCGCUACCCCCGCAGUAACCACCACCCCCGUCGUCCCCGCCACCGAUGUCAUCCCGAUGGAACGCGUCACACCGACGAAUGCCCAACGUUCGAAGUACUCGGCAUUGGAGGGCGCCGUGAGGCCCUUCACGGGUCCUUGGGUGGAUAUGGCGCGCACCGUCAUCGAGGCGCGACUCGACCCGCGGUGGGACCCAUCGGUCUUCCGGCGGGAGACGAGAAAGCGAGGGGUGGAUGCGCAGGAGCAGCCUUCGCCAAAGAGGGCAAGGGUGGAGGAAGGGAUGGAAGAGGCGAUUGCAGGGGUGAGAGCGGAGGGGGCCGUAAGUGCAGAUGAAGGGGAAAAUGGGAAGAUGAAGGCGAGGGAGCUCGACAGUGGAGCGGGGAGCGAGAGGAGUGAAGGGGCUUGGUCCAUGGAGAGCAGGUUCAGGCCCAUCGCGCCCAUGCCUUCGCCGGGGCCAGUCCAUGCAGCUGGAGGGCUGCACCCUAUACUUGUGGUCGUUCCACAGGUGAACGGCAACGCCCUCACACAACACAAUGAUACAUCAACAACGUCCACCCACAGGGUGGACAACCCCGCAGGUGAGUUCGUCGUCGAGCCUGUACCGCUGCCUAGCGGAGGGCCUUCGACAUCGACACCUGCGGAUGACCAAGACGAGGCUGGAGAGCCCGACGAUCACGAUCAAGACGGGCACCAGCACCAGCUCGGAGAUGAGUCCAACCUCAGCAAGCGUGAGGCCGCCGUCGUGAUCGACGAGAAGAUCUACGGCGGGGACCCACUGCGCUGCCUCGCGUGCAACAACAAGUCGUUUGCGCGCAAGUACGAUCGCAGACGGCACGUCGUCACCGUCCACUACCUCGGCAAGAUCCCAUGCGACUGGUGCGAUCUCUUCUUCUACGCACGCCGGGAUGGGGUCACUCGUCACAAGGACGAGAAUUGUCCAGCCAGGGACUUCGAGGAUCGGCACACCAACCCAAGGAGAUGGUUCAUGGCCUGGCUGACCGGAACGUGUCGUAGCAAGAUGAUUAUCCGCAGUCUUGCUUCUGUCUUGCUCGACUUGCUCGAACUAACAGGCGGGGGUGGACGGCUGAGCACCAGAAAAAUGGAGGGGACAGCCGAACCAAAAGAUAGUGUCAGGCUCCGGCGACCCGGCCGCGUCAAUGUGCAAGAAUUCAACAAAAGGCAGCAUCCCGCUACUCAGCUAGGAAGCCUCACGAUUGCGAGGGCGGGUGGACCGGCUGUGGUCUCGCCUGAUUGUCUCGCGUCAUGCAUAGCGGAAGCAGCACAGCUAAGCGAAGAGGAAGUCGACAAUAGGACUGUACCCGCAAACAUCGUGCAAGUGUCGCGGGGGGACGACCGAGUCUUGAAUACGCUGCUCCGGGCUGAAGAUUACUAUAUGGAGGUCGCGAAGGCGAGAAUGGGCACACAAGCGAGCGAGAGGGAAAAAAUGAAGGUCAACACCUGGGGAGCGAGAGAGGUGACCGGACUGAGCAGAAGCGACGGCUGGGAAGAAGAUGAUCUUGAACAACGGAUCCACAGAUGGCACAGAGAUAUUGUACACAAUGUUGACAUGAAGCUUGGAUGCCCUGUGAACCGAAGAGGCUCAGGCUUGAGUCUUGAACAGCGUCUUCGUUUGUGUGCUUCCAACGACGGGACAAUGUGGACACAAUAUAGCAAUGAUCAGAGCGAGGUCCAAGCUGGCACCGUUCGAAUGACAAGAUACGACGUGUAG
Messenger RNA from Heterobasidion irregulare TC 32-1, 2397 nucleotides. RefSeq lists its product as uncharacterized. The record is from RefSeq and is a predicted model, not a curated record. The coding region runs from base 1 to 2397 and encodes 798 amino acids. Lineage: Eukaryota; Fungi; Basidiomycota; Agaricomycetes; Russulales; Bondarzewiaceae. The transcript is spliced from 11 exons.